UGUUAAGUGGAGCGCGCCUGUGCAGUUUAGUUCUUUGUGUGGAGGAAGUGAGGGCUGUUUCGAGUCUGUAGUUAAUAGUAUUCUCCUUGCCGCAGGAAAGAAACAGAGUAAGCAUCCACAUUGUUAUCACAGCGCCGAAUUUGCUUUAAAUAUGAGUACAAUUGUUUACUCACACAGAAACCAGGUUAUAAUGCAGGAUUAUCACAGAAGAACUACUUUUCUAUAGCCACUGUGCUCCUAAAGACUUGAUUACAUCUGCUUUAAGCCUGAUAGUUUGUUUUGGCACCACCGUUGCCUGAUUUAGGGGACACAUUGUCAGAAAGCAUUUCUUCUCACUCCUUCCUCUAAAAAGAUUCAGGAUCCUGGUCUAAUUUCAGUGCCUUGGAUUUUUCUUGGCUUUUCUCCACCUGUCACCAAACUUGUGUUGUCAUUGCAUCCUUUUUUGGGUUUUUAGAGUUUACAAAAUGAUUCCCAACGGAUAUUUAAAUUUUGAAGAUGAAAGUUUCCUUGAUUCAACAGUUGCCAAAAUGAAUGCUCUCCGCAAGAGUGGACAGUUCUGUGAUGUCAGACUUCAAGUCUGUGGGCAUGAACUCAUGGCUCACCGUGCUGUCCUCGCUUGCUGCAGCCCCUACCUUUUUGAAAUCUUCAACAGCGACACUGACUCCCAAGGGGUCUUCCAUGUGAAGUUAGAUGACCUGAACCCUGAGGCAGUUGAAAUAUUGCUCAACUAUGCCUACACUGCGCAACUGAAAGCUGAUAAGGAACUGGUUAAGGAUGUGUACUCUGCAUCAAAGAAGCUAAAGAUGGAUAGAGUAAAACAAAUAUGUGGUGAUUAUUUAUUGUCAAAGAUGGACUGCCAGAGUUGCAUCACUUACCGUAACUUUGCAAGUUGCAUGAGAGAUGGACGCCUCUUGGAAAAGAUUGAUUCAUACAUCCAGGAACACCUGUUGGAGGUCUCUGAGCAGGAUGACUUUCUCAAACUCCCCCGACUGAAGUUAGAGGUAGUGCUUGAAGACAAUGCCAGUCUGCCUAGCAAUGGUAAACUGUACUCCAAGGUAAUCGGCUGGGUGCAGCGCAGCAUCUGGGAGAACGGAGAACAUCUGGAGAGCCUGAUGGAGGAGGUUCAAACGCUGUACUACUCAGCGGAUCACAAACUGCUUGAUGGGAAUCUGGUUGACGGACAGACUGAGGUGUUUGGCAAUGAUGACCACAUCCAGUUUGUUAAGAAGAAGCCUCUUCGCGAGAAUGACCACAGGCAGAUGAGCAGCAGCUCCUCUGGAUGUCUUUCUCCAAGUGCUGCGAUGUGCAAGCACGAGUGGAAAUACAUUGCCUCAGAGAAGACAACAAACAACACCUACCUGUGCCUGGCUGUCCUGAAUGGAGUGCUCUCUGUGAUCUUCCUGCAUGGCCGCAACAGCCCCCAGAGCUCCCCGUCCAGCACCCCCUGCCUGCUGAAGAGCAUGAGCUUCGAGGUGCAGCUCGAGGAGCUGGAGGAGAAGUUGUUGUCGCCCAUGCAAUAUGCUCGCUCAGGGCUCGGGACUUCAGAGCUCAAUGGCAAGCUGAUUGCAGCAGGAGGUUACAACCGUGAGGAGUGUCUUCGCACAGUGGAAUGCUACGAUCCCAAGAAAGACUGCUGGACUUUCACUGCUCCGAUGAGGACACCCAGAGCGCGGUUCCAGAUGGCGGUGUUAAUGGGUCAGUUGUAUGUGAUGGGUGGUUCAAACGGACACUCCGAUGAACUGAGCUGUGGAGAGACAUAUGAUCCAAAUGCUGAUGACUGGAUUCAGGUGCCAGAGCUACGUACAAACCGUUGCAAUGCAGGUGUUUGCGCGUUAAACAAUAAAUUGUACAUUGUGGGUGGAUCAGAUCCAUAUGGACAGAAGGGCCUGAAAAACUGUGAUGCUUUUGACCCAGUUGCAAAAUCCUGGACAAACUGUGCUCCUCUGAACAUACGGAGACAUCAGGCAGCAGUGUGUGAGCUGAAUAACUUCAUGUACGCCAUCGGUGGCGCCGAGGCCUGGAACUGCCUCAACACAGUGGAGCGCUACAACCCUGAGAACAACACUUGGACGCUCAUCAGUCCCAUGAAUGUGGCUCGCCGUGGAGCAGGAGUUGCCAUCUACGAGGGGAAGUUGUUUGUUGUUGGUGGGUUUGAUGGCUCUCGUGCCCUGAGUUGUGUGGAGAUGUACGACCCGGCAAAGAAUGAGUGGAAGAUGCUGGGCAGCAUGACUUCAGCUCGGAGCAACGCUGGUGUGGCUGUGCUGGGGAGGCUCAUUUUGGCAGUGGGAGGCUUUGAUGGCAAUGAGUUCCUGAACACCAUUGAAGUGUAUAACCCGGAGACCAAUGAGUGGAGUCCUUUUGCCAAAACUUUCAACUUCAACUGAAUGUUUGCAGAACCUAUUUCAAACAGGUUUAGUGAUGUAAUUGUGUUUUAGUGGAGCUGUACAUGUGAGCUGGGUUGGGAGGGGAGUUAGAAUCUU
Messenger RNA from Acipenser ruthenus (sterlet), 2480 nucleotides. RefSeq names its product influenza virus NS1A-binding protein homolog A-like. Gene Ontology annotation, molecular function: protein binding. The transcript is spliced from 15 exons. The record is from RefSeq and is a predicted model, not a curated record. Bases 465 to 2384 code for a protein of 639 amino acids. Lineage: Eukaryota; Metazoa; Chordata; Actinopteri; Acipenseriformes; Acipenseridae.